Messenger RNA from Diachasmimorpha longicaudata, 2283 nucleotides. RefSeq names its product divergent protein kinase domain 2A. Bases 22 to 1218 code for a protein of 398 amino acids. NCBI's taxonomy places the organism in Eukaryota, Metazoa, Arthropoda, Insecta, Hymenoptera, Braconidae. The transcript has 4 exons. The record is from RefSeq and is a predicted model, not a curated record.
CUAACCUCAAUAAAUUCGAGUAUGUGCUUUCAAGGGAUAUCAAAGUUUCGCAGAAAAAUCGUCUUCCUCCUGCUCCUGUCAUCGAUAAUAAUACAUUAUCUGAAAAAUCGGUUGUGCCCUUCCGUGAGUUCCUUGACUGACUACAAAAAAUGUCCUGCCUGUUACGGUUCGUCUGCAUGUCCCCAAGUUCUAACAGGAAACAUCAAAAUCAAACCAUUCGAUUUUCAUUCAAUAAUGGCCCACAUUUUUCCAUCGAAAAAUGUUUUCUUCGGUGAAUUGAAUGACCAGAAAAUUGUUAUUAAACAAUUAGCUCACGACGAGGAACUCGAGGCCUUCGAUGAAAUGAUAUGCAAAGAGGGCUUGGAUUGUUGCGUUACAAGAGACUACAACAAUGAGAAUGCCCACAGUAUCGAUUAUUUAUCGCGUAUCUUGCACGACGUUACCUCCGAUUUUAUUAGUGACGAUCAAAGUGGUUUGAUAAUCUGCCCAAAUUCGACAGAUACAAUAUUUUUCGAUAAACUGAGGCGAUCGAGUCACUUCAGCGACUCCAAUCUCUGGACGCUAGUCCGGAUAAACCCGGAGCCAAUAAUUCUCCAGAUACUGCGAGCGGAGGAGGGCUGGCCAGUGCCCCGGUACUACGGUGCUUGUGGGAGAAUAGUUAUCGAGGAGUACGUAGGCCUCCCAUUACCAGCUUAUUAUCAUGCCCCCUGGCUUCUCAGAGCUAAAAUCGCUGUGGGAUUACUGAGAGCCGUGCAAAUGCUCACUUUUCAUGAUCCUGAGUUCUCAUUUUAUCUCACUGACAUGUCCCCCGAUAACAUCGCUAUUAACGAUGAAUACAAACCGAUUUUUGUUGAUUUAGAGCAUGUGAUUGUUGUCCACAAAAACAGUUUUCCCAACGACAGCACCAAAGACUCUGAGCAAUUGCAUGAAACCGAAGAGACUGUAGAUUGCAAAAAAUGCUUCGUAUUUUCCCCGUUAGAAAUCUGCAGUCACCGAAUAAGCGAUCACAAUUACUACGCCGUCUGCAAGCACAUACUGUCCCCCGAAUCUAGUACAACGACAAUCUCCGGUGGUUUCCUACACGAUGUGCCAAAAGAUAUUUCAAGUCGUUACCCAGAUUUGAAAAUAAUGUUAGACGAAUGCUCGGUGCCAUCGGCCGGUCAAACGCGAAUAGAAACGGCUGUUAAACUCAUCGAAUUGUUGGAAAAAAUGUCAUGAUUAACAACGUGAUAAUGCGAAGUUUUAUUUUUAGAAACAUCUUUUCCAUAUGCAUGCAGUGAAAAUGGUUGGAGAAUAAAAUUGAAGAGAAUAUAUUAUUGAUGCGAUUGGAGCCGCGCCCGGAUCCAUCUCGUACUUCUGCAACCAGUGUUCAACUCUCUAAACCGGUUUUCACGAUGUUUUUUUUCUCCUUCUCGCUUCGUUUUAUGUGAUUUUUCUUCAUCCCACUCUCUCGUCUCUCUCCUCCAUCUUCAGCGCUGUGAUUUUACUAUUUUAUUGUUGUCGUUACUAUUAUGUAGGGAAUGAGUUCAUGAGGAGUUAUUUUAUUACACAAAAGACAUUUAUUUUUCUCAUCAUAAUAAACAAAAUUUAUUCAUCAAAUGUCUUUCAGCACUUGAAAAUUCCUACAAGUGAACAUUACGAAUUAAAAAUAGCAUCACAUAGUGGUGUAGUUCAUAAUACAAAAUAUAUAUUGCAAAAGUCGAUAAUUAUUACAUUGUAAUAAAUUGUUUAUGGUUCUUUAUAAUCUUAUUUACUCAGUUAUUGGUUUGAACAAUUGCCAGUGGCAAUUGUCUGGUCUGAUAGUUGUUUAAUCAGUUAACUAGAAGCUUGGUGCGAAAUAUAAACAAUACUGUCAUGAAUUUAUUGCGAUUAAUCUAUUGAUUCAAUACUUGAAAUUGCAAUAACGGCUAAAAUGAAUUCAAUGGAGAAAUGAAAUUUGUGUUUGCGAUUAUUUACAGACAAUUACGAGUGUAACAUCGGUGGGAUAUGUAUGAUACAGAUUCAUCUUUUAUUAGUUAGGUUUCUAAACAAAACUGUCUAAUUACUCGGACGAAUAUACUCAAUUGAUUAUUAACUACGUGAAAAAAUUAAAUACAUAUUUUUAUAUCAUUUUCUUAUUUCUUUUCUCUCUUUCUCUCUCUCUUGACUCUAUAUUUUUCAACUCAGUAUAAAAUAUAACGUAAUCAUAGCUUUUUUUAUACUCUGUCUAACGACUACUUAUGUAUUAAUGAAGAUCACAUGCAUUUAUUCUUUACAAGUUAAAAACUUAUCAAUGCAAAUAUU